Macrosteles quadrilineatus (aster leafhopper) is the source of this 3225-nucleotide messenger RNA. Its product is annotated as nibrin-like. The record is from RefSeq and is a predicted model, not a curated record. The transcript has 11 exons. Gene Ontology annotation, biological process: mitotic G2 DNA damage checkpoint signaling; double-strand break repair via homologous recombination. Gene Ontology annotation, cellular component: Mre11 complex. Gene Ontology annotation, molecular function: protein binding; damaged DNA binding. Lineage: Eukaryota; Metazoa; Arthropoda; Insecta; Hemiptera; Cicadellidae. The coding region runs from base 647 to 3091 and encodes 814 amino acids.
CAUGGAUGGUCACUACUCUUCACUUCACUACACAAAAAACCCCGUCUUCUGCUAGGCUCUAGGCCAAUCAAUAAUCCAUUGAGAGAUUGAGAUUGAGAUAAAUAAUAGUGCUCUAGGCGCUGUUGUUUACUUACUACUGUUGUGGUUGUGUACUAACUAACUACUGUACUGACUGUGUUGUUGACUGUUGAGUCCAGUGUAUAGUUAUUUUUAUUUACAUUUUUCAUUCUCCUUAUUAAAUCACAUUAGAGGAUAAGUUAAGUUAACUUAGUUAUUUGGGCCAUGGUUGUGCUUUGUGUUGUGCUGUGAUGUGCUCCUUGGUCUAAACUUCUAACUUAUUAUAGUAGGCCUACGCUACUGCAGUCUCAGACGUUUGAGUUCUAACAGAAAGAAGGGUAAAUAAGGUAAAGGGUCAUAAUCAUUCUCUUCAAGCAGUAGGUUUAAAUCAACACGAUAUUCUACCAUUGUCCAAGUUUGUUAUUCACAUUAUAUAGCCUAAUUUGUGAGGUUAACUUAUAAUGUUUUAACUUACCGAGGCUAAAUUUCUUGCCAGACUAGGCCUGGUUAGUUAAAUAAAAUUGUCAUCAAUCGAAAAUAUUUUAAGCCCUUGCUGAGUACCGGUACCUACGACAACUAUAGUCCCAUCAUGUGGCUUCUACGAAAUGAUAACAAAGGUUUGGUUUAUAGAAUUCAGCCUGGAAAGCAAAAUAUUAUCAGCAGAAAAGAUGGAGACCUGUUACUUCUUGGAGAUCAAUCAAUCAGCCGCAAACAUGCACAAGUUAUCGUGCUUCAAGAAAACAAAUGUGCUGGAAUACUUUUGAAAGACUUGGGAUCCAAAUAUGGGACUUUUAAAGCUUGUGGGGGAGGAGAGAUGACCCAAAUUUCUCCAAAUGAACCCAUCACCUUAAACAAUGGAGACUUGAUUCGAUUUGGCAUCCAAUGGAAUGUCUGGAGUGUCGAGUAUUUUCCGCUGAUCGUAGCAACAUCAACCCUAAACGCAGAUGAGAAGGCUGAAGUGCAGAAUUUUGUGGAAUCAUUGAGUGGUGAAGUGGCUAAAGAUUGGCAGGACAGCUGCACCCAUCUCACCAUGAACAAGUUAACCAUGACUGUAAAGGUUGUUUGUGCUUUGGCUUGUGGAAAGCCUAUUGUCAUUCCGGCGUACUGGAAAGCCCUCAAUGAUGCUUUGGCAGCUGCUGAUGCAAGUCUGCCAGACUACAAGGACUUUGUGCCUCCACUGGUGGAAACAUUGUUGAAUCCUUCAGAAGUGUCCUUCACCCCCAACCCUGAGCGAGCUAAGCUGUUCAAAGGGUAUACUUUUGUUGCAACUUCAGCUAGACAACUAAACCGGAUAAAACCCAUGAUAACCGCAGCUGGUGGUAAUGUGGUCGAGUUCUCAGCUGAGUCUUGGCCUCAAAGAAAGCUGAUGCAGGCCAGAACUGUUCUGAUGCAACUCACCACAGGCAGGCAAGGCUCUCAGCAAUCUCAAGUUGCUGAUGGAUAUAUGAAUGCUGCUCGUCAGCUGAAGGCAGAGGGAGUCAGGUGUAUACCGGAAUCGGAGAUCGGUCUCAGCAUCCUGUAUUGUAGUCUGGAUCAUCACUGUAACCCUAGGCACAACCCUCAGUCACUGUUUGGCGACUCAUCUCAGAACACUCAGCAGAUCACCACUAUCUGCGCUAACUCUGAGGAGUCGACCAGCUCCAAAGCAUCUGUAGAUAUGACUGCUCCAUCAAGUAGUAAAAAAAGAGUAUUGGAAAAUUCAAGUGAUGAUGACAAUCCAAGAAAAAAAGCAAAUUCAGAAGACCUCUUCAGUUCUCAAGGAGAUGAACACAGGACAGGCCAAAAUCCCAAUGUACCAUCUACUUCUUCUAACAAGCAAGAACCAAAAGACCGACCAAUUGUUAAUCCUUCAUUAGAUAUGUUUGCUCCUUCCGGUCAGAGUGAUGUGAAUAAAAACACUUUAACUAAAUCAAAAUCCAACCUGUCUCAAAAUAUUCCAAAGGCAAAUCAGAUAGUUAACCCAUCCUUGGAUAUGUUUGCUCCGUCUGGACAGUCAUCAGUAAAGACAUUCCCAAUCCAAAUACCUCCUUCUAACCAUGAUAUUUUUGCCCCUAGUGGAAGCCGACAAUCAUCAAAAAAGAGAAACGCCAGCAAUGAGUCAACUUCUACCCCGAACAAACAACCAAGGAAGAAUGAUGAUGAAGAAAAUGAUGACUUUUCGUUUUCAAACAAGACUAGUAAAACUCAGAAAACAUCCACAGUAAAGGAUGAUGCAUUUUCUUUUGCCUCAUCUAAAAGAUCUCAUCAAAAUGUGAUGGAUGAAGAUGAGGAUGAUGCGUUUUCAUUUGUUUCAUCCAAAAAGGGUAAUCAGUCGAAAUCGGAGAAUAAAGAUGAAUUUUCAUUCAUAUCGAGCAAAAGCUCAAAAAAACGUAACCGGUCGAGUAACGCAGAUAUGUUUGAUACGAGCAAUAUCAAUGAGAGCAAUAAUAGGCCUAGUUGCUCUGGUAUGACUAAUCGUAACUUAGCAUCUUAUGAGAAUAAUGAAGAUGAUUUGUUUGCUUUUACUGAGGGCCAAACGUUAAAGAAAAGAAAGGAAGAUGAGAGUGUUGUCAAUAUAGAUGAACCUGAACUGGAAGUGAAACUCGGGUUAUUUAGCAAAAAAGAGAAUUCCACAGAUGUACAGGACGCUAGUGAACCAAUUGUUUUUGAUCCUCCAGAUGAAAAGACGGCUGUAGUGUAUAGUAAAGACAAAUCCCAUAAUGUAAAACAGGAGGUAUGCAACGAUGAUGAAAUUGAUGAGCUAUCGAAGGAACUCUACAACACAACCAUUGUAGUUGUCAAGCCGUUGGUGGUGGCGAAACAGGAACCCGUAGUGGCCAAUGCAAUCAGCAGCGGCAAGAACUUUAAAAAGUUCCGCAAGGUUACAGGACUAAACAAGAGGGCUAUUCCACACAUUAUAGGCGGCAGUGAUUUGGUGCCACACUACGCCAACUGUGAGAACAUCGACGACGUACUUCCUCCCUCCCCACCACCUGUGGAGCCUGAUGAUGACUGGGGCUUUGCGAUGGACAAGAAAAAAGGUAGAAAGCGAUAAAAAUGAGCUGCAACAACUUAUAUUACUACCUAUUGUUUUACAACCAUCACUAUUUUGUUAUAUUUUAUAUUUUUAUACUCAGGAACGUCAAGUGUGAUACAUGUAGUUACGUUUUAUACAAUAUAGUUUUUUGG